CUGUAAUUCUAAGCGGAAAAUUUGUUCUAAUGUUGCCGUUUUGCAAGGCAGGUUUCUACACACACCCUGCAGCAACCGUCUGUAAUCGUCUACUACAGUGGGCAGGUCCAAAGUCUGACCUCGAUGGGUGUGAAUCCUUCACGUUUCAGGCUUAUCAGAUCUUCCUUGCCGCCUGCCGCCUGCCGCCUGCCGCCUGCCGCCUGCCGCCCACAUCUCAUAUAGACUCUCGUCUCAACCUCGCUGGAACUCCCCUCCAAAUUUUCGUAGUACGUCCCAAUGACUUCAAUAUCCAACGAAGUCGCUGCGCGCGACGAAAUCACGCAAGAUAUCCCAGUCACCAUUGAACUAGCCCAAGUCCCCCAACCCAUCAAAAAUGACGAAUCCAACGACCCCUUCCUUGUAGACUUCACCCAACCCAUCGACACCUCCAACCCUAAAGACUGGCCCACAAGCCGCAAAUGGGCCGUCACAGACGUGGUUUCGGCCACGGGCUUCAACCGCAUCAUGGUAUCCACCAUUAUGGCACCAGCACUCUCCACCAUAUCCCACGAACUGCACAUGAACUCCCCCCAAGCCGUCAUGGCGCUGUCCAUAUAUCUCCUUGCGACUGCGUUUGGGCCGCUCCUUAUUGGUCCACUGUCAGAGGUAUAUGGAAGGAAGCGCAUAUUGCAUGCGUCGAAUGUGUGGUUUUUGGUUUGGAAUGUGCUGUGUGGGUUUGCGCGGACGAAAGAGGUGCUUAUUGCAAGUAGGUUUCUGGCAGGACUUGGGGCUAGUGGUGCGUAUGCGCUUGCGGGAGGUGUGUUGGGGGAUGUGUGGAGGCCGGAGCAAAGGGGGAGGAGUUUGGGCGUGUAUCUGUUGAUUCCGCUGCUUGGGGCCGCGGUUGGACCUAUCAUUGGAGGCUUCAUGGCUGGUCGCACAACCUGGCGAUGGAUGUUCUGGUCCACGUCCAUCUUCCAAGCCAGCAUGAUGCUCGUCUCCUUCACCGCUUUCCGCGAAACACACGCCGUUCACAUUCUCAAGCGACGAGCCGAGAAGUUACGGCGCAAGACCGGUGAUAUGCAAUACUACACUCUUCAAGAGCGCAUGGACUCUCAAACCUCGCUUCUCUCCAUCCUCACAAAAGCCCUCACCCGUCCGCUCCGUCUGCUCUUGUUCCACCCAAUCAUCCAAAUCACCUCCCUCGUAUCCGCCUUCUACUACGGUGUCCUAUACAUCGUCCUCUCCAGCUUCGCAGACCUCUGGACGCAACACUACCACUUCUCUGUCGAGCUCAGCGGCCUCCACUACAUCGCCUGCGCAGCCGGCGAAGUGGCUGGCAGCCAACUCGGUGGCCCCCUAAUGGACGCUUUCUACCGCCGCACCAAAGCUCGGCAUCCUGACCGCGAGCAUCUAGAGCCGGAACACCGCAUCCCGCUCACCUUCCCCGGUGCGUUCAUCGCACCGCUCGGACUCUUCCUGUACGGGUGGACAGCCCACCACCGCACCCACUGGAUCGCCGUCGACGCCGGUAUCUUCCUCACCACAUUCGGCAUGCAGAUUCGCAGCAUGGCGCUCCAGGCGUACGUCAUCGAUGCAUAUCCUGAGCAUACGAGUAGCGCGAUGGCGGCGACGCAGUUCGCGAGCAGUUUGACGGCGUUUUUGUUCCCGCUGUUUGCGCCGACCAUGUAUAACGCGAUGGGGUAUGGCUGGGGGAAUACGAUGUUGGGAUUGAUGGGGCUGGGGCUGGGGGUUCCGGUGACGGGAGUGCUGUGGGUUUGGGGGAGGGGGUUGAGGGUGAGGGGUGGGCUGACUGACUGA
Westerdykella ornata is the source of this 1797-nucleotide messenger RNA. Its product is annotated as MFS general substrate transporter. Bases 277 to 1797 code for a protein of 506 amino acids. The transcript is spliced from 3 exons. Gene Ontology annotation, cellular component: membrane. Gene Ontology annotation, biological process: transmembrane transport. Gene Ontology annotation, molecular function: transmembrane transporter activity. Lineage: Eukaryota; Fungi; Ascomycota; Dothideomycetes; Pleosporales; Sporormiaceae. The record is from RefSeq and is a predicted model, not a curated record.